AUGUCCACCCACGCCGUUAUUGGUAAGCCCGCCCCCGACUUUGACGAGGAGGCCGUCCUCGGUCAGGACUUCACCCGCGUCAAGCUCUCCGACUUCAAUGGCAAGUACUUGGUGCUUUUCUUCUACCCGCUCGACUUCACCUUCGUGUGCCCCACUGAGAUCCUUGCCUUCAGCGACCGCGCGGACGAAUUCCGCAAGAUCAACACCGAAGUGGUCGGCGUGUCCGUCGAUUCCAAGUACUCGCAUCUGGCCUGGAUCAACACCCCGCGCAAGCAGGGUGGCCUCGGUGGCGCCCUUAAGAUUCCUCUCGUGGCCGAUCUUACCAAGAGCAUUUCGCGCAAGUACAACGUUCUGAUGGAAGAGGCCGGACACACCUACCGUGGUCUCUUCAUUAUCAAUCCUAAGGGCGUGCUCGUUCAAGCCACCCUGAACGACGCUCCUGUCGGUCGCAGCGUCGACGAGACUCUUCGCCUCGUGCAGGCCUUCCAGUACGUUGACGAGCAUGGCGAGGUCUGCCCUGUCAACUGGACGCCUGGCUCGGCCACCAUGAAGGCCGACCCCAAGGAGUCGCUCGCCUACUUCGAGAAGGUCAACCAGUAG
This is a messenger RNA of Acanthamoeba castellanii str. Neff, 600 nucleotides long. Its product is annotated as peroxiredoxin 2, putative. The record is from RefSeq and is a predicted model, not a curated record. Gene Ontology annotation, biological process: cell redox homeostasis; hydrogen peroxide catabolic process; response to oxidative stress. Gene Ontology annotation, molecular function: thioredoxin peroxidase activity. The transcript has 4 exons. Lineage: Eukaryota; Discosea; Longamoebia; Acanthamoebidae. The coding region runs from base 1 to 600 and encodes 199 amino acids. Gene Ontology annotation, cellular component: cytosol.